This is a messenger RNA of Silurus meridionalis, 2600 nucleotides long. RefSeq names its product ubiquitin associated and SH3 domain containing Bb (gene ubash3bb). The transcript is spliced from 14 exons. Gene Ontology annotation, molecular function: protein binding. The record is from RefSeq and is a predicted model, not a curated record. Bases 150 to 2072 code for a protein of 640 amino acids. NCBI's taxonomy places the organism in Eukaryota, Metazoa, Chordata, Actinopteri, Siluriformes, Siluridae.
AUUACAGUACGAGCGCUUGGACGUGCUGCGCCUCACAGUAGCGGGGGAGGAGGCCGACCAACAUGCUCAUACGGAACUUAUCUGAGUAGCUGUCUCUUGCUGGGUUUUUAUUCCCCCGACUGAAAAGUAAGCUGGCAUCCUAAGGAGGCAUGGCAGCGAAGGAAGACAUUUACUCCAAAAUCAUUCCUCGCAGACUCCGGCCAAACCGACACAACACCGUCAAACACGGCUCUCAUUUGGACGUGCUGUUAUCGAUGGGCUUCCCUCAUACCCGAGCGUUAAAGGCACUGGUUUCUACAGGAGGCAGGAAUGUACAACUUGCAUGUGACUGGCUUUUUUCCCAUAUAGAUGAUCCUUUCCUGGACGACCCCUUACCCAGAGAGUAUGUAUUGUACUUACGGCCAAGUGGCCCCCUUCAGAACCAGCUGGCUCACUUCUGGCAGCAGUCACGCCUCACAUGUGGCAAGAACAAAGCCCACAACAUAUUUCCUCACAUCACACUCUGUCAGUUCUUUAUGUGUGCAGACAGUAAAGUUGAAGCUUUGUGUGGGGCUUUACAGUCCACAGUUAAUCAGUGGAGAGGCCGCUUUCCUAGCCCUUUGCCCUUAGAGCUCUACACCUCUUCCAAUUUCAUCGGUCUCUUCGUUGAGGAGCAGGUGGCUGAGACCCUGAGGAAAUUUGCUUUCAACUUUGCUGCAGAAGCUGCCACUAAAGCAGAUGUACAAGUGGAGCCACAUAAGAAGCAGCUACAUGUGACUUUAGCUUACAACUUUCCAAGCAGCCACUUUACUUCUUUGGAGAAAUUGGCGAGAGGAAUCGAAGUCAAGCUUAGUUGUGAUUGGCUCGCUGUUCUUUUCUCACGUGACAUUAGAUAUGCAAAUCAUGAGACUCUAAAGGUGAUGUACCCAUAUGUUCCUCAAAAUGAAGACGAGCUAGAGCUGGUACCAGGGGACUUUAUAUUGACCUCUCCAGUGGACCAUAUGAGCACCAGUGAGGGAUGGGUGUAUGGUACCUCUCUGAGCACAGGGCUUUCCGGUCUGCUUCCUGAAAAUUAUAUUAAUCGGGCUGAUGAGUGCGACACCUGGGUUUUCCAUGGGUCGCACUCAUUCUUCAGUGCCUUGCCUUCAGAAAAAAGCAACAAAGAGAGCAGAACACUGGAUGGCCUGCUCAGCAUUCAGUGCCUAGAAAACUCAAAAGCUGGAGAUUCAUCUAUUAUGAAUGUAGUCUGCCAACCUAUGCAGGUACUUAGAGUGAACAGUCACUCGCAGUCCCCUAAAAGAACUCUGUUUGUCUGUCGUCAUGGAGAGAGGAUGGAUGUGGUCUUCGGAAAACACUGGUUCUCACAGUGCUCAGAUGCCAAAGGCAGAUAUGUGCGAAGUAACCUGAACAUGCCCCCUUUUCUGCCUGCUUGGGGUGGAAACCGAGAUUAUGACAUGGACGCUCCUAUUACAGUAUUUGGAGCAAUACAGGCCAGAACUGUGGGUGAGGCAUUACUGGAAAAUAAUAUUACUAUUGACUUUGUUUACUGCUCGCCCAGCCUCCGCUGUGUCCAAACAGCCCAUGAGAUUCUCAAAGGCAUGAAGCAGGAUGGGAAGUUAAAGACACGAGUGGAGCCAGGGUUAUUUGAAUGGACCAAAUGGGUCUCUGGAAAUUCUUUACCUGCAUGGAUAUCUCCUAUAGGCCUUGCUGCAGCCAACCUCAGUGUUGACACAACAUACAAACCUCAUGUCCCUAUUACUAAACUAAAUGUGUCAGAAUCCUAUGACACCUACAUGAGCCGCAGCUACAGAGUGACCAAAGACAUCCUGACAGACUGCAAAAAUAAGGGAAACAACAUUCUCAUCGUGGCCCACGCGGCAUCUCUAGAGGCCUGCACUCGCCAGCUUCAAGGCCUCACCCCACACAACGCCAAAGAGUUUGUCCAAGUUGUCAGAAAAAUUCCAUAUCUGGGUCUUUGUGCAUGUGAAGAGCAAGACACUGGUGUGUGGCAGCUGGCAGACCCACCUAUCCUCCCCCUCACACAUGGACCCAAUCACAGUUUCAGCUGGAGAGAUACUCUCCAGCAGGAAUGACAUUCCCUGACCUUGUCUGCUAACAACUCUGGAGGGCUGUGCAUCCUGCUGUUUAAGGUGCACUGGAACUGAUCAACAUAAUUUUUUAUACUUGUGUGAUUAAUCUCUGGGACAAUAACACCAUGUUUUACGUUUACAAGACAAAUAGGGGCAGUAAACAAAUGGAUGCAUUUUAUUUAAAUACAUAAAUAUUUAAAGUUUUUUCUCAGGGCAUUGGUAAUUACUCUUAGAAGUUAAGGGUUAAGGCACAUGACCAAUGGCACAAACUGCAUAAAUUCACCCAGACUGUCUACUUACAUGAGUUUGUGGACAGAAGCAUAAAACAGGCUAUUCUCUUAGUAAUGGAGUGUUGUAUAAAAUUGUUUCUUGAAUAUGAUUGGCAGAGUAAGAUCUGCAACCGUCUUAGCACUUUUGAUAAUCAUGCUAUGCAUAUAAACUUCAAAAAUACGUUGUAUUACAGUGUAUUUAGGCACUGCUUUGUGGUUUUCUUUUCAUUUCUGUAAGUCAAUAAAGACCCUUCACUAAUAA